AUGAUAAGGAAUCAUAAAAAAAGGUCAGUCAAAAUCUACUAUGCCUGUAUUUAUGAUGGAGGGAUACCAGUUGGCAUUUGUAUGUCCAAUGAAUGUAGAGGCUUCAUCUGUUUCAAUUGUUUUCAAUUGAUACAUUCAAAUCAUUUAAAUAAUACAUUUACUUUUGACGAGAUAAAAGUCAAAGUUGAGAUUGUUAUAAGCUAAAUUAAAGAGAUCGCGAUUUAGUUUAGUCUUGGAGGGAGAGAAGAUUAUUCUGAACAUCUAGAGAAGUUCACUUAAAACUUUUGGUAAUUAGAAUUGGAAUAUAAUUGGUACAAAUCAAAAAAGUUGUAAAAAGAAGUAGUUUUACUCUAAAGCAUACCAAGAUUAAGAGAGAUAAACAAAUAGUUAACCCUCAGUAAAGAAAAUCAUGCAUACUAUUUUUAUUCUCUAAAGCCACUUUUGUUUGUACAUUCCAAUAAUUCAAGAAAUUAUACCGAGGAAGUUUGUUUUGCAAUUAAAUUCAUAAUAAUAUUUCUAUUAUGUUGUGCAUUGAUAAUCAUCAUCCUAAAAUUCAUACUAAUAAAGGUGGUCUAAGAUGGAUGA
Paramecium octaurelia is the source of this 585-nucleotide messenger RNA. The record is from the annotation of a GenBank genome assembly. NCBI's taxonomy places the organism in Eukaryota, Ciliophora, Oligohymenophorea, Peniculida, Parameciidae.